AUGGCAACCAAUCAAGAAAUGGACGUUGAACAUCAAGUGAAUGAGGAAGAUAUUCAUGCACUCAGAAGCUGCUAUGAGGCGCUUCAAAACGAAACUCGUGUACUUAAAGAAUGUUGCGAAACACUUCGAAACGAAAUUAAUGAACUCAAAGGAUGUGUUGAAGUAUUCCGAAACGGAAGUCAUACAAUCAAAAAUUGCUGUGAAGGACUUCGAAACGAAAAUCAGAAACUCAAGGAUAGAGUAUGGCAACUCGAAAUACCAUUACGUAAUACUACUGAAAUCAAUAACAUUGAAGUUAAUGCAAAAUGGAUACAGAAUGGUAUUACCGUGGCGGGAGGACAUGGAUUUGGCAAUGGAUUGAAUCAACUCUGGGCUCCACACGGGUUUUCUGUGGAUGAAAAUCAUCAAACUAUAUAUAUCGCUGACAGUGACAAUCAUCGUAUUUUAGAAUGGAAUUAUAGUACAUUAAGUGGUCGAGUUGUUGCCGGCGGAAAUGGAAAAGGAAAUCGAAAGGAUCAAUUGGAUUUCCCAAGAAAUGUCAUUAUUGAUACAGAUAAUCUGAUUAUUUGCGAUUGGGGCAACCGUCGAGUGGUACGAUGGCCUCGUCGAGAUGGCACAGAGGGAGAAAUAAUCAUUUCGGAUAUUGAAUGCUUUGGUGGUUUGGCGAUAGAUGAAAGUAGAAAUCUUUACGUCGCUGACUUUCAAAAAAAUGAAGUUAAACGAUGGAAACAAGGAGACAUUCAAGGAACAGUAGUGGCAGGUGGUCAUGGCGAUGGUAAUGGUCUCAAUCAGCUCAAUGGUCCUACUUACAUAUUUGUCGAUCGAAAUCAUUCAAUCUACAUAUCGGACAAAGACAAUCAUCGUGUGAUGAUGUGGAAGGAGGGUGCACAAGAAGGUAUUAUCGUUGCUGGUGGUCGAGGUAAAGGAAAUGAUCUUACGCAAUUAAAAUAUCCCUAUGGAAUGGUCGUUGAUCAAUUGGGCACUGUCUAUGUGGCUGACUCUUGGAACAACCGAAUAAUACGUUGGUCCAAAGGAGCUGUAGAGGGUAGUAUCGUAGUUGGUGGAAAUGGUGAAGGAGAACAACCAAAUCAACUCAGUUAUCCCAUUGGUUUAUUAUUCGAUCGACAGGGUCAUCUCUAUGUCGCCGAUCAUAACAAUCAUCGAAUAUUAAAAUUUCAAAUCGAUUCUUCAAAUUCAUCAUCAUAA
Molecule: messenger RNA, 1206 nt
Organism: Adineta steineri
Lineage: Eukaryota; Metazoa; Rotifera; Eurotatoria; Adinetida; Adinetidae
Source: the annotation of a GenBank genome assembly